Molecule: messenger RNA, 4197 nt
Organism: Onychostoma macrolepis
Lineage: Eukaryota; Metazoa; Chordata; Actinopteri; Cypriniformes; Cyprinidae
Exons: 9
Coding region: 125-955 (276 amino acids)
Source: RefSeq, a predicted model, not a curated record
AAAGAAGAAGAAGAACCUGCCCUGCAUUGCCCCCCGCCAAGAAACACUACAAGAAGAAGAAUCUGUCCUGCAUACAUGUUUGAGAAGUUGCAGCCUGUGGUCGCUAACGUUUGCUCUUAUCAAUAUGCACAGAACAGUGUUGCGGCAUGAGAAGAUUGCGCUUCAGAGAUGCCAGAGCUGUUGUUCUGAUUAUCAUUGCCCGUUCUGCGGACCAAAAGUGUUCAAACCCACCAUGGAACGUCACGUGGUGGAGAAUCAUGUCCGCAACCACUUAUCUUUGGCCGUACAGCAUGAAGAAUUCCUGAUUGUCAAGUGCAACUUUCAGUGUAGAGAACAGGCACACUUUCACUGUUGUUAUUGCCCAAACACGGUUAUAAGGAAAGUUCAGAUUGUAAAACAUUUAGCAUCAUGCAAAAAAAGACAAGCUCCACUUACAGAACCAGCCACUGUUGAGCCAGCUGCAAUCAGUGAACCAACUGUCACCUGUGAACCCGUUGUCCCCAGUGCAUCAGUUGACAUCAAUGAACCAGUUGCCGCGAGUGAACCAAUUGUUCCCAGUGCACCAGUUGCCUUAAAAGAACCAGCUGUGGCUGAAGAAGUCCCCUUGCCUGUUAAAACCCUGCUUAUUCACAAAAAAUUGCGUAUUCAGAAAAAAGUGCAGUGCGAUCACUGCGGCGUAACCGUCAACAAGAAAAAUCUAGAUGUUCAUGUUAAAAGAAAACACACUGGCAAGAUCUGUGAUGAUACAGAAGAUCGUCACCUACCUUCACAGUGCAUCGACCCAGUGAGUGGUAUAUAUGCAGUUGAAAAGUCAUUUCGCAGACCAUGUUCUGUAAUCCACGUACAGAAAAAAACCUCAGGUCCACAUCCAGUUGUCGCAUGUGAAAUGGAUGAAUGCAUUUCAACGAAUUUGCCACUCAAAGUGGCUUUCAGGACUUUGAGUGUAUACAUUUGAAGUCACUGCAGUGCUGUCCAUGGCCCAACAGGAUACCAGUUGUCCUUGAUGAAGAUGUCCUGGUAGACAUGAUAGCCGCAAAUGUGUUUGGGGAACAGACCAAGACAACCUGUGUGGCUGCAAAGGCAGCAGCAAAUGCGGCUGGUGUUCCACUGUCUGUUGAGUUGACUAUUGGAGGUCCUUCUACAAAGAAGUAUAUUUCUGUGUAUGAACCCAAAGUGUCAUACUACAGCAGAUUUGGUAGAAUCAUUGCUUCCUAUGACAGCACUCGCAACACAUGGCAUUGUCCCUGUGCAAAGCCAAGAAGAAAUUGUUUGCACAAAAACAUAGCCAGGUGGCAUCUUUUCCAGCUACACGGGCAGUUGUUUGUAUCAUCACCCAUGAGCCCAGACCUGCACAGGGCCUAGCACAAGAACAUGCUUGUCAGGAAAGUACCAGAUUGGAAUAUCCCCCCAGUGGUGAAGGUCUCAAACAGAUGGUGUAUUACCUGUAGGGGUGUGCGAUUAUAAAUCAUCUGCGAUAAUAUCGUAAUUGUUGUUUUAACGAUGUGCGAUUUGACAUUAAGUAUUUUGCAAAAAUCAUUCAAAACACCCCUACAGAGUGCACGCAUACAUUACGUGAAGUCUGCAUGUGCAUUUAGAGUGCACUGGCUUAGAAAGAUAUAUAUUUAUUAGUGUAACAUACAUAUUUCUUUUCUCUUUAGGGGGCAGUCAUCACAUGCCCCUGUGGAGUUGUGUAUUCGCUGACGUUCCUUACUGAGGCAGAGUCUCUGCGUGACUAUGCAGAUUGUCUUUUAAACAUUUCCCAAAUAUCAAUAUCUAUGACUUUGCAAGGGGCUUAGCCACACACACGAACCUAAGGGAGCCAGAAUGUGUCCCUUUCAGACCUUAUGAGGGACGACUAAGAGCCCACUCCAGAAAAUAUCAAGCUGGCCGUUGAGGGUAAGCUGAAAGUAAACCUCCCUUGGUUGAAGGAAAAGAAGGACAACGUGCACCCAGACUGUCACCCUGUUACAGGUUCAGCUGAACAUUAUGCACUUUACAACCUGUUUCAAGAAAAGAACACAAAAGAUGCUCGAGAUGCACUGUGUAAAAUUCAGACUUGAAUUGGCAGGCUGAGUGAACGGUCAAUGUGCUGAACAGCUUUUUUCUGACAUUAGAAAAAACAAUUACUUCCUCAACACACUUACUCCAUCUGGACACAUUUUCUUGAUGCGAAAAAUACUACAGCAUUAUAACACAAAACGAAAUAAGAAGAUAGAAGAUGGCAUCAGAAAGAUUGUACCACAGAAUGCCCGGUUGCUUUUAGAUGAAAAUGGCCAAAUGUUGGCCUGGGAACCAAUUGUGAACUGGAGGCAACAGUUGUACACUGUUGUCUUUCAUUGAUAUGCCACCUAGCUGGACAGAAGGGAUUAGAUGUCCUUGCUGCGGAUUCCUAUGUAUUGGCAUGUUGGAAUCCACCUCAUUGUGUAGACUUUUGAAUCACUAACAGCAGAUGCAGCACUUAAAGACUGCAUCCUAUUUUCGAUCUGGACACUGGCACUUGUGUGUAAGUUUUGACUGUCAGUUGCCAUCUUUUAGCAUUUUAAAUAGGUUUUGAAGACAGACGUGGUGCAGUUUUUUUUUUUUUUUGUCCUCUCUGAGGAGUGAAUAAGCCGUAGGUUUGUAUAUUCCAACAUGGAAUAUACAAGACCAAUGCUCUGGUCCGUCAACAUUUGAUUGAGUUGCAUAUAUUCACAGGUCAUGAAGCCCAAUCUUAAAAGGAUGUACAUUCUUGAUUCAUCCGACCCUUGUGGUUUUGGGCAGGCGUAUUAUGUGUCCAUGUUCAGGUAUUCUAAUAUUUAGGGACUGUUCUUUGUCCCCUGUUCAGUACAAGGUUUGGGUCUGUUCUUUGUCCCCUGUUCUGUGCAAGGUUUGGGUCUGUUCUUUGUCCCCUGUUCUGUGCAAGGUUUGGGUCUGUUCUUUGUCCCCUGUUCUGUGCAAGGUUUGGGACUGUUCUUUGUCGUCCGCUGUUAAGUGCGAAGUUUUGGAAGUAUUAACUGCUGUUAGUGUACUUUUUAAUGUUUGCUGAUGUGAUGGUCCUUGCUUAAUAAACCAGUCUCAGUCUUUGUUAGAGAUAGUGUUGGAUCCUUUUUAGAAAUGUAGCCAUUCUCACAUUCCAUUUUGAAAUCCCUUCUAUGCCCAAAUCUGUUGAAAUUCAGUAGUUAGCACUAGACGGGUUAUAUAAAGAUUGGGCUUAGGCCUAGUCAACCAAUGAAAGAAUGGCAUGUAGGAGUUGAAUCAGGAUGUAUGUGGAAGUGAAGACCAUCUCUGAGCUUUUUUAUCUGUCUUUAUUUAUUUUUUUACUUUUAUUGUGAUUGCUUUCUGCAUGUAUAUGCUUUCCCUCUGUAACAGUAGACAACAUGCAGCACAUGUCAAACUUGCUACUGCAACCCAAUUAGCGGGUUGUCAGAAUCAGACCUUUAGAGCUGGGUUGUACGUUUAACUUUUUUUUUUUUUUAAAGAAGUUUUAACUGUGUAUCUGUUCUCUUUUGAAGCAUGAUCGCAACAAAAUUGGUUGCUGGAAACUGGCAGCUCAUUAAAAACAAGGCACAUAGAACUCCGCAUUCAUUCAACACUGUUUUCUGACAACUGUAAUCAAUACAAAAUUUAUAUAGUAAGUUUUGGAUUUUUGCCAGGAUAUUCCAUCGCAGAGAGACAGCUUGGACUGGAGCGUUCAUGCUAACGUUGCCAGCAUCUGUUCUGGAGGACAUGUUGGUUGAUGCGGUUCACAAGGAGGGUGACGAGGCAAUUCUGAUGCUGGCCCUGGUGUGUACUCGCUUCAGAAACCUUGUGACACGGGAAGCCUUCAGGAGACGAGCCCAUUUUCUUUGGUUUGACAGUGUCACAAAUUGGACUGCUUUCUCCACAUACUACAAGGCGGAGUACUAAAAAAGUACAGACUGGAAACUUGUAUGCAGUGUGGAGACAUUCAAAAAUUGCGUUCCAGGAUAUGUAGGUCGAGGAAGAAGGGGGGAACUCAUAAACAUUAUUAGUGAAGACCCAGACUUCUGCAGCGAGUUCUGCCAAAUCUGUGCUGACCUUAUUUGAGUGUUGUGUGCAUAAUGUAGUGCCAUAGAUGCAAACUCCUCACCUUUCAGGGACAACUCACUUUGUUGAGGUCAAAAUAGGUCACCUAUGAGAUUUGCUUAGCUCCAAUGAGAAAGUGUUUUUAUGAGAGAGGGGGGGGGGGUCUUACAAGGG